Molecule: messenger RNA, 1365 nt
Organism: Morchella importuna
Lineage: Eukaryota; Fungi; Ascomycota; Pezizomycetes; Pezizales; Morchellaceae
Exons: 3
Coding region: 1-1365 (454 amino acids)
Source: RefSeq, a predicted model, not a curated record
AUGGAUAUCUGGUCUGGCUCCAUCUCGGUCGAGUCCUCCUCGCCCUCAGCGAACAUCGUGCCCCUUGAAGAUCUCCGCCUCUCCACACCCUCCUCCACCACCACGCCCUCCUCCGUCCUCUCCCACCUCACCAGCAGCCUCUCCUCCGCCCGCCUCUCCGCGCUCUCCAUCAUCGACCCCACCCGCAUCCCGCUCUACCUCGCCGCCGGCCCCUCCCUCGAGGUCACAACGACCUCCCCCGCAACCGCCUCCUACUUCCGCAAACUCUUCCUCUCCACCCUCCCCACCGACGACACCCUCCGCACCACAACCCAAUCCCGCACCGCCCUUCUCGUCCGCAUCAACAAUGACACCCCCGCCGCACCCGGCUCCUGGGGACUAACAGAGCUCGCCAUCUACGCUGCCAUCACACACCUCCCCGCCUCACAACAACUCCUAACAACCACAACAGCAGACCUAACACCCCCCAACUCCUCCCCGCCCGCCGAUGCCGUCGCCGCCGCACCAACAGUCCUUGUAACCGUCCACGCACUCCCGCUCUCGUCGCACCAUGCCUUCCCAACACACAUGGCCGCGGCAAAGUCCCCCACCCCUACCGCCGAUCCGCUCUUUAUUGCGCCGAACCCGCAGGAGAUACUAAACCCGUCGAUCUCACAGUCCGCGAAGAAGCGCGGCGCGGCAGUGCUCGAUGCCGCCGCGGACCCGCGGAAGCGCGUGAAACGGAGCGCCGCGCCCGCGCCCGCGCCCCCGCCGCCGCUGACGCUGUUGGGCGGCGCCGCGCUGAAUCACCGGAAGGUGAGUGUGAGUGGGGGUGCGGGCGCGGGUGCGGGGGUGAUGGUGAAGAGGGAACGGUCGCCGUCACCGGCGCCGUCGCUGUCGCUGUCGGCGAAUCGGUCGUUUGGCAGCGCUGGUAGUGGUAAUGGGGGCGGAAAGGGGCUGAAGAGGAGUGAGUCGUCGGUGACUGUGCGGUCGGCGGCGGGGGUGGGGGCAGUGGCAAAAAAGGAGAUGUAUGGCGAGGUUGAGACGCGGAACCGCGCGGAGCUGGCGAAGGUUGUGGUGGCGGGGAUGAGGGCGUGUGGGUUGAAGGACUAUCGCGGCGGUAGAGGAAGGUCGAUUGCGGGUGUGGAGGACGACGAGGAGGGUGAGAGGGAGAGGGAGAGGGAGAGGGAGAAGGAGGAGUAUAAGCAGGUGUAUUAUCAUACGGUCAAGGCGGCUGCGUUUGCUUUGAGGAACGUCAUCGCUGCUGGCACAGUGGGUCCCGAUAGGAUGAGGGACGUGGUGGAUAGGCUCCUGGCUGUGUUCUGUGAGCCGAGGACUGGACAGUUGAUGUUGGAGGCGGCGGCUGCGCAGGCGGUGGACGAGUAG